AUAUCCAAGUUUAUUGAGUCAGUUAAAAAUACUAAUCAAUUGCAAUUCCAAGAAUUUCAGGAAAAAGUUAAAAAAAUUGAGGAUUUAAAGCAGGAUAAUCAGAGACUAAUGGUUGAAUUAAAAGACCCUAAUACUACUCCUGAACGAAAAGCCCAAAUUCAGGAAAUUUUAAAGAAAAACACGCAGCAAAUAAAGAAUUUGAUUAAUGAACUAAAAACUCACCCUGCAAGAGGGUUUUUCGACCAGGAGGCUAUUAGUUUAAUCAAUAAUGCUAAACAAUGGUUAGUAACCGGAAAUUACCCAGGGGCUGGUUCGGGAUUAGGAGGAAGCAAAGGAAGAGGAAAAACUGGGGGCGGCAAAGCCGAAAGAGAAAAUCGCCAAAGCGAAUUAGAAAAAAAGCAGAUCGAACAAAUUGAGCGACAAUUAGCCGGAUUUCAGCCAAAACCAAAAGACACAGAACCACUAAGUUGGUGCAAGGACGGCUAUUUAGGCAUAAAAGAUAUCGACGAAGCCAAAAAUACUAUAGAAGAGGGAGAAGAAGCAGUUUUAAUUUAUACCGAAGAACAAAAAAAGCAUUUUAUCCGUAUUUUAGAAGAUAUUGACGAUUUUUUGAAUAAUGAGGGAAAAUUAAAUUUAAAUGCGGAGG
Molecule: messenger RNA, 646 nt
Organism: Racocetra persica
Lineage: Eukaryota; Fungi; Glomeromycota; Glomeromycetes; Diversisporales; Gigasporaceae
Source: the annotation of a GenBank genome assembly